AUGGAGUUCCUAAACGCACCCCUGUUCUUGUUUCUCUGGUUCCUUCUCUCUUCUUCCUACCCGUUAUGCUCUGCAACUCCCCACCUUUCAGUUUCUAAUGAAGCAGCCAUUGAUUACCAGGGAUUCCUGAAUUGGGCUAGAGAACACGAGUUGUUUGAAUGGAUUAAGAGGAUAAGGAGACAUAUACAUAUGAACCCUGAGCUUGCCUUCAAUAAGUACGAAACCAGUAAAUUUAUCAGAGAAGAGCUUGAUGAUAUGGGAAUCGAAUAUUCGUGGCCUUAUGCUAAGACAGGGAUAGUUGCCACUAUUGGGUCAGGGGGGCGUCCCAGUUUAGCACUUAGAGCUGACAUGGAUGCUCUUCCUAUCCAGGAGCUGGUGGACUGGGAGUAUAAGAGAAGAUUGGAAGGAAAAAUGCAUGCAUGUGGUCAUGAUGCUCAUGUAACUAUGGUUCUUGAGGCAGCUAAACUACUUCAUAAGGCAAAGGAUCGAUUAAAGGGCAUUGUGAAGCUUGUUUUCAAGCCAGCUGAAGAGUGUGGUGGGACGUACCAUAUGAUACAAGAGGGUGUUGUAGAGAACAUAGAAGCCAUUUUUGAGUUAAACGUUGAUAAUCAACUAAGAACUGGCGCAUUAGCGUCAAAACCGGGCCCACUUUUGGCUGCAUCCAGUCGUUUUGUUGCCAUAAUCCAAGGUAAAGGUGGCCAUGCAGCCAAACCCCAUAAAGCCAUUGACCCCGUUCUUGCUGCAUCCCAUGCUAUCCUCAGCCUACAACAGCUUGUAUCUCGAGAAACUGAUCCUGUUGAUAGCCGUGUGGUGUCUGUUAUCUUCAUUACUGCUGCCCAUACUCUUGCGAUCAUCCUUGACAAAGUGACAUUUGGAGGGACACUCAGGAGUAUGACAUCUAAAAGACUUUCUAAUUUGACACGAAGGAUCAAAGAGGACAUCCCUGUGAUACACGUCACCACAAAAGAAAAUGAUAUCAUCUUUCAACUAGAUUGCCCACAGGAUGCCCACGUCAUCAAUGAGCUCAAUCGAGAUCCUGAAGCUGGGGACUCCCAAGAUUAUAUUUGUAAGGAAUUCCUUAAUCUCGACAAUGCAGUCCACGAAGAAACAAAAGAGUAA
Molecule: messenger RNA, 1119 nt
Organism: Amborella trichopoda
Lineage: Eukaryota; Viridiplantae; Streptophyta; Magnoliopsida; Amborellales; Amborellaceae
Source: RefSeq, a predicted model, not a curated record